AGUCAGAAAGAGAACGAAGCCGGCUUUGUGAAGGCACUUGGGGGGGAAAAAAGAGCUUUUAUUUUGUAGUUUCGGUUUGGAUUAUUUGUUUUUCACCAUGUUUUUGUGAUGCUGGGACUUCCAUUUUUGCCAAGUUACUAAAAAAAUCCUUUAAAAUAGCACAAUAACUUGAUUUAACUCUCUGAAAGAGUUGGUUUUACUUCUUUCAAGCAGUGGAUAUCGUUUGUUUUGCUAAGAACAGCUUUUUUUACACACUUUCUCCCCUAUUUGCCAUUGGACUUUGUUAGUCUUGGUGGUCAGGCACACCGGUGGUCAUGUAACCAACCGUCCCUUCAGCCCUGGAUUGCUCUCACCUGGUGAACUGAAUCACCUGCUUCCUCUGUCUCUGAGCGAGUCCUUAGAGCAUCGCGGGUUUCAGGACUCGGCUGGACUCGGCUGAGGUUUUCAGCCAUGUUGCGUUGCGUUCUUCAGCGAGCCAACAAUCUGAGACACUCUGACCCCCUGGCUAGUGUCACCUUCAGAGGGUCUAAGAAGAAGACAAAGGUCAUCAAGAACAACCCUAACCCUGUUUGGAACGAGGGAUUUGAAUGGGACCUGAAGGGGAUUCCUCUGGACUCUGGAGCAGAGCUGCACUGUGUCGUCAAGGACCAUGAGAAGAUGGGGAGAAACAGGUUUCUGGGGGAAACCCGGCUGUCUCUCAGAGAUGUGCUCAACUCUCCCAACUUCGCCGCCUCCUUCACCGUCUCCCUGCUGGACACCAAGAGAAACAACACAGGGGCCACGCUCACCCUGCAGGUUUCCUACGUUCCUCCUCCAGGAAUGGCUCCAGUCUUCCAGCCUCCUCACCAGCCAGAGGCUCUGGCCCAUAACAACCCCAAUGUAGAGCUGGACACAGUCACAUUGAUUUCUCAGGACACUUUGGGUGAGGAGGAUACAGAGAGUAUGAUGAUGCUGGAGCCGACAGAGGACCAGGGACCCGAUGACGGACGCUCCAUGGUCAUCAUCGGUCCUCAGGGGCCCUCAGGCCAUGAAUCGCCCACUGCCCAGACACCUAAACGCUCGCCGCCAUCCUACAACACCCACGGAGGGCUGAGGAAGAGGAGGAGAGGAGCCAGCAGUCAGAACAAACCACUGCCAAACAAACCACAGGACAUACAGGUUCGUGUGAGGGUCAUCGAGGGACGACAGUUGCCGGGCAUCAACAUCAAGCCUGUUGUCAAGGUAACGGUCGCCGGGCAGACCAAGAGGACCCGCAUCAGAAAGGGCAACAACCCAGUCUUUGACGAGACAUUCUUCCUGAACUUCUUUGAGACUCCAUCAGACUUGUUUGAUGAACCCAUCUUCAUCACUGUGUGUGACUCUCGCUCACUCAGAACUGAUGCUGUGAUCGGCGAAUUCAAGUUGGAUGUGGGCACCGUUUACAACGAGCACAGACACUGCUUCUUGAGGAAAUGGCUGCUGCUGUGUGACCCCGACGACCUCUCUGCUGGGGUCAAAGGUUACCUGAAGGUCAGCCUGAUGGUUCUGGCAGCUGGAGAUGAGCCACCGGCUGAUAAACGCGAGGGUGUGGAGGACAAAGAAGACAUAGAAGGAAACCUGCUGAGACCGGCCGGUCUGUCUCUGAGAGGAGCCACUUUUACCCUGAGGAUCUUCAGAGCUGAAGACCUGCCACAAAUGGACGACGCCUUCAUGGAUGGGAUGAGGCAGAUUCUUGGGUUUGACAGCAACAGGAAGAACCUGGUGGAUCCUCUGGUGGAGAUCCACUUUGCGGGCAAAACUGUCUGCACAAAGAUUCUGGAGAAAAAUGCAAAUCCACAGUGGAACCAGAGUCUGAGCUUGCCUAUUAGGUUUCCCUCCAUGUGUGAGAAGAUGAGGAUCAGAAUUCUGGACUGGGACAGAGCCAGUCACAACGAUGUCAUCGGCACCACCCACCUCUGCAUGUCUAAGAUCUCGGCACCCGGAGGAGACAUAGAUGAUGACUUGACUCCACGGACCGUCCAUUCUGGCAUUGAUGACAGUCUCGGCUUCCUGCCCACGUUCGGUCCAUGUUUCGUCAACCUGUACGGCAGCCCCAGAGAGUUCACCGCCUUCAACGACCCACACGAAGCUCUAAACCUCGGAAAAGGCGAGGGCGUGGCGUACCGAGGUCGAGUUUUACUGGAAGUAACCACAAAGCUGGUGGACAAACCGGAGCAGAAAACUGAAGACAUACCAUCAGAUGACCUGCUGGUGGUGGAGAAGUUCCUCAGGAAGAGGAAGUUCUCUCUCUUCGUCUCGUUCUACUCGGCCACGCUCCUCCAGGACGUCGACGACGCCAUCCAGUUCGAGGUCAGCAUCGGUAACUACGGCAACAAGUUCGACUACACCUGCCUCCCUCUUGCCUCCGCCACCCAGUUCAGCAGGGCCGUGUUUGACGGUUGCCACUAUUAUUACCUCCCGUGGGGAAACGUUAAGCCAGUGGUGGUUCUGUCUUCAGAGUGGGAGGACAUUAGGCCGAGGAUCGAGGCUCUCAACAUGCUGCUGGCUAUCAUAGAGAGACUGGAGGCCAACCUGCAGCGGGUGCAGCUGGAGGUGCAGGCAGGCGGUGAUCUGGAGGAGGUGGAGCUCCGAGUGGUGGAACUGUUGGAUCAGGUCAUCACAGACUGCAGUGAAGAGCUGCCCUCCAUCGACCAGUGGCAGUGUGCGACCCCUCUGGAUCGCUCGCUGAGGCACGUUCGCAUCCUCCACCUGCAGCAGAUCGUUGCGGCGGCACUCGCUCUCAAGCACGGAACUUCCACCGAGCUGUCCACAGUGCUGGAGCAGGCAGAGGACUGGGCCAGCAGGCUGAGGACAAUGGCCGAGGAGCCUCAGAACAGCCUUCCAGACAUCGUGAUAUGGAUGAUGCAGGGCGACCGCAGGGUGGCGUACCACCGCAUCCCGGCACACACUGUGAUCUUCUCCCAGCAGCACUGCGGGAAACACUGUGGACAGCUGCAGACUGUCUUCCUCAAGCACCCGCAGGGCAGCAGCAAGGAGCCCAAACUUCCCGGUCAGCUGAGGGUGAAAGUCUGGUUUGGAUUGGCUGCUGACGUCAAACACUUCAACCAAUACGCGGAAGGAAAACUGUCGGUCUUUGCUGAGGCGUAUGAGAACCAGACCCGACUCGCCCUGGUGGGCAGCUGGGGAACUACGGGUUUAACCUCCCCCAAGUUCAGCGACGUCACUGGAAGAGUUAAACUCCCCAAAGAGAGCUUCAAACCCUCACCGAGCUGGACCUGGGCCGGAGAAUGGUACAUCAGCCCCGAGAAGACACUGCUGUAUGACGUGGACGCCGGUCACAUGACCUUCACAGAGGAAGUGUUUGAAAACCAGAUGAGGUUACCUGGCGGACAGUGGAUUGGUAUGCCGGAGGGGUACACUGAUGUGAAUGGGGAGAAGGCGGUGCCAAAAGACGAGGUGGAGUGUCCUCCAGGUUGGGUGUGGGAGGAGGUGGAGUGGAGCGAAGAUCUCAACAGGGCUGUGGAUGAUCAAGGCUGGGAGUACGGCAUCCCCAUCCCUCCAGAUCGUCGUCCCAAGUCGUGGGUGCCGGCAGAAAAGAUGUACCACACCAACCGAAGGAGACGGUGGAUACGAAUGAGGCGACGGGACCAGCAGAAGAUGGAAGCUCUCAGACGGCAGCGUCCGGACGAGGCGGAGAAGGAGGGCUGGGAGUACGCUUCGCUGUUCGGCUGGAGGUUCCACUUGAAGCCGAGGAAGACGGACAGCUUCAGGAGGCGCAGGUGGAGGCGCCGCAUGGAGCCGCUGGAGAAGACGGGACCGGCGGCUAUCUUUGCUCUGGAGUGCUCCCUGAGCAGUAUAGAGGACAAGAACGAGGACAAGUCGGUCACGACCACGUUCGGAGUCAACAGACCAACCAUUUCCUGUUUCUUUGACAGCGGCACCCGCUACCACCUGCGCUGCUACCUAUACCAAGCCAGAGACCUGCUGGCCAUGGACAAAGACAGUUUCUCAGACUCGUACGCCAUCGUGUCGUUCCUCCAUCAAUCCCAGAAAACAGUGACAGUGCGAAACACUCUCAAUCCCACCUGGGACCAGACGCUCAUCUUCUACGAGGUCGAGAUUUUCGGCGACCCCGAGGUCACGAUGACCACUCCGCCCAACGUCUUGGUGGAGCUUUACGACUCGGACACAUACGGUGCUGAUGAGUUCAUGGGCCGCUGUGUGUGCCAGCCCUCCCUGACUGCCUCCCCGCGUCUGGCCUGGUUCCCGAUUCGCUUUGGGGACAAGAACGCCGGCGAGCUGCUGGCCGCCUUCGAGCUCUUACGCAGAGAAAAGCCAGCAAUUCACCAUAUUCCAGGUCAAGAGGGGGACGUCAUGACCUCCACUCACGUUCUGGACGAGUUGAUGUUUCCAGGAUUCCUCUCGGAAAACCUGCAGGAAUGGCCGGAGGAGUCGGACCUCCCGUACCCGCCACCCCAGAGAGAGCCCAACGUCUUCGUGGUUCCUCAGGGGAUCAAACCUGUUCUGCAGAGAACCGCCAUCGAGAUUUUAGCGUGGGGAGUUCGUAACCUGAAGAGUUUCCAGAUGGCCAGCGUUACCUCCCCGAGCCUGCAGGUGGAGUGUGGAGGCACCGUGGUCCAGAGCUGCGUCAUCCGCAGCGUGAAGAAGAAGCCCAACUUCGACAUCAACAAGCUCAUCCUUGAUGUGCAACUUCCCCGCGAGGAGCUCUACAUGCCGCCGAUCAUCAUCAAAGUCAUCGACAACCGUCAGUUCGGGAGGAAGCCGGUGGUCGGUCAGUGCACCAUCCGGUCGCUGGAGGACUACCGGUGCGUCCCGGAGGAGGAGCGAGCGGCGGCGGCAGAGGAGGACGAGGAAUGGCGACGUGAGACGCCCCAGUUGAUCUGUGGGGAGGUUUUUAUUGACAUCGACGACGAGGAGCCGCUCAUGCCCGACCAGCUUGCAGAUGGAACCAGUUCAGCUAUCAUUAACCUUUCAACCUCUAGUUCCAGCCUUCAUGAAGAAGAGUUCAUGGACUGGUGGAGUAAAUUCUACGCCUCGACUGGAGAGAAAAACAAAUAUGGGACGUACCUGGAGAGAGGCCUCGACACGCUGAAGGUGUAUGACCGGGAGCUAGAGAAGGUCGAGGGUUACGAAGGUGUCUCAGAUUUCUGCAAGACUUUCAAGCUGUACAGAGGAAAAACUCAGGAUGAAGGAGAAGAUCCUUCAGUUGUGGGAGAGUUCAAGGGUAUGUUUAAGAUCUACCCGCUGCCGGACGACCCUUCCACUCCCACUCCCCCCAGACAGUUCAGAAAGCUUCCUCCCAACGGCAUCGAGGACUGUUUGGUCCGAAUCUACAUCAUCCAGGCUCACAGUCUGCAGCCCAAAGACGCCAACGGGAAGUGUGACCCCUACGUGAAGAUCACUUUGGGGAAAAAGACCAUAAAUGACCAUGAAAACUACAUCCCCUGCACUCUGGACCCUGUCUUCGGAAAGAUGUUCGAGCUCACCUGUUCUCUCCCUCUAGAGAAGGACCUUCGGGUGAUGCUGUACGACCACGACAUGCUGACCAGAGACGAGAAGAUCGGAGAGACAGUGAUCGACCUGGAGAAUCGCUUCCUGUCCAAGUAUGGGGCCAUGUGUGGCCUGCCGCAGUCCUACUGCGUAUCGGGGGUAAACCAGUGGCGAGACCAGCUGACACCCAGGCAGCUGCUGUACAGAGUGUGUGAGCGACGAAACCUCCCAAAGCCAAUCUACCAAGAAGACGUGGUCCACUUCAGAGGAAACCAGUACUCCACUGUGGACCUUGAGGACAAAAAUGUGUCCAAACGUCACCUCGGCCCAAUUAAGGAGCGACUGUCCCUCCACAUCUUGAGGAAACUGGGACUUGUACCCGAACACGUGGAGACCAGACCUCUAUACAGCCCGCUGCAACCUGACAUAGAGCAGGGUCGUCUGAUGAUGUGGGUGGACCUGUUCCCCAAGUCCCUGGGACCACCCGGACCCCCGUUCAACGUCACGCCUCGCAAGGCUAAGAAGUUCUUCCUGCGUUGUAUCAUCUGGAACACCAGCGACGUCCUCCUGGAUGACGUCAGCAUCAGUGGGGAGAAAAUGAGCGACAUCUACAUCAAAGGCUGGCUCGACGGACACGAACACAACAAGCUGAAGACCGACGUCCACUACCGCUCCCUGGGCGGCGAGGGAAACUUCAACUACAGAUUCCUGUUUCCUUUCCACUACUUACCCGCAGAGCAGCUGUGUGUGGUCGACAGGAAGGAACACUUCUGGAGUAUGGACAAAGCUGAGACUAAACUGGCCCCCAGACUGACCAUCCAGGUCUGGGACAAUGACAAGUUCUCCUUCGACGACUACCUUGGUCACCUGGUGAUGGACCUGAACCACAUGCUGCGUCCGGCCAAGUCUCCUGAGAAAUGUAACCUGCAGCUUCUGGACCAGCCGACGGACAGACUGGUGUCUCUGUUUGAACAGAAGACCGUCAAAGGAUGGUGGCCCUGCACCUGCGAGAAAAACGGAGAGAAGAUCAUCGCUGGGAAGGUGGAGAUGUCUCUGGAGAUCGUGACGGAGCAGGAGCACGAGGAGAGACCGGCAGGCAACGGCAGAGACGAACCAAACAUGAACCCUCACCUGGAGGAGCCCCAUCGUCCAGAGACCUCCUUCCUGUGGUUCUCCUCCCCCUAUAAGACCCUCAAGUACAUCCUGUGGAGGCGGUUCAAGUGGUUCAUCAUCCUCUUCAUCAUCCUCUUCUUCAUCCUCCUCUUCCUAGGCGUCUUCCUCUACUCCUUCCCGAACUACGCUGCCAUGAAGAUGGUGGGACCGUUUGGACCGGCCAAGGCAGCAGAGUGACGAUGGAAGAAGGAGAAACAAGCUGACACAAUGAAGAACAACUUCCUACAAGUGAAAUAAGGCUGAAUUUUUUUUUUCUUCUUCUUUUUCUUGAGUCUUUAAAACUUGCUGAAGUUGUUCAGAGGGAAUGAAAACUGCAGCGAUGAACUUGUGAACUGUGUUCCAGAUAAGUUUACCCUCUUUUGUACAGACAGACCUGAUUAGCAAUAGUGCCCAGGGUUCUCAAACGCCUCUGAAAUGACGUAUGUGUGUGUGUGAGUGUGUCCAUUGGUGCCUUUACUGUUAAAUUCAUGCGUCACUCUCCAUUCAUCAGAAAAAAAAAUGCUGCUUUACUCUACCGGAUGCAUUUCCAAACUUAUCAUCAGAUCUUAGCAUGGGUCUCCCGACGUCCCUCCGUCAAGUCCUUCAUCCCUCAUUACGUCUCGUCUGCCCUCACGCAGAGAAGAAGGAGCUUAAAAGCCCGUCGGGAAACGCCGCCACGUUCUAAAAAAGCUGAAACAGAAUCAGAGAUUGUGACUUCUGAUCUUUUCACCGCCUGCUGUGUCUGUUUCUUCGACGCGGCAAAGUCAGGUCAGGCAACGGUGACUGGGCGGCUUCAAACUGUCAAACUUUAUCGCUCUGAAAAUGCAGUCUUUAUGAAGAAGAACCUCAAAGCGAGAAGAGGGAUCUUAUUCCCUCUGAAUCAUCUCGCGUGCUGCCUUCAAGUGCAGUCAGAAAUCUCGGCUUUUGUGUUUUCGGCUGUGAUUUAUUGUGUGUGUGUAAUCAAUCAAUAGGUCACGUAUGUUAUCUCUCAGCAGUUAAAAAUAGUGUUUAAAAAAUCAAAGCUGUGAUUGAUUUGCCUUCCUCUCCUCUUCUUCCUUUUUUCCUCCCCAUUGCUCCUUCUUCUCUUUUGUUUCCCGUAUUCUUCCUCCUCUUCUUUGCAUCUUCCUACUUUAAUUCAUUAUGUCCUUCCUCCUCUUCUUCCCAUUCUCCCUUUAUCCUUCCUUCUCUUCUUCCCACUCUCCCUUUAUCCUUCCUCCUCUUCUUCAUCCUCUAUCUCCUCCUUUCUUCCUUCUGCUCUUUGUGUCCUCCAUCUCCCAUUUUUUCCCAGUUUCUUCCUUUUAUCCUCAAAUUCCUUUUCCCUGUCUCAAAUCGUUUUCUUGUACUCUGUCAAAUCCUCUUCUUCCUCCUCUUCUUCCCAUCCUCCCCAUUUGUCCUUCUUCCUCUUCCGCCUUCUUCUCAGUCUUUUUCCCCCUUUACCUACUCUCCUUCCCUUUGCUCUUUGCGUCAUCCCCCCCCCUCCAGUCUUUCAGCACUCUCAGGGUUCAGUGGGUUAAGUCAGGGAUUUGUUCUUGUUGAUCUUCGGGUUUGAGCUUUAUUAGUGCAAAGGAUGUUUUUAGAUAGAUGGAUGUUGGCAGAUAAGGAGGACACACACACACACACACACACACACACACACACACACACACACCCAUAACUUCAGAGGACAUCACAUUAACUUACAUAAAUUUCCUGGAGACUUACCCUAACCUUAAACCAAGUCUUCACCCUAAAAGACUUACUUGUGGGACUUGUGUUAUGUCCCCAAAAGGAUGGCAGGUCCCCACAAUGUGAGUGCGUAAACAGAUUUAUGUCCCCACAACAUGAGACUUCCACAUCCAAACACACAUGCGUACAGACCUGAAGAAAUUUAACAAAGAACUUGAGUCGUGUACAUAACCUGCAUUCUCAUUUUCUCUGUGUGCACACAUUUACAGUAUUUUAUGUAUGUGUGCGUCUGCAGACAUUUGUGAGUGUGUGUUAAGGUCAGGCAAGGGUUGGGAUCCUGAUCCACACACACACACACGCACGCACACACGCACACACACACAACGUCAGGACAGGAAAGAUUAGACGAGAGGGCCUAAUCCACCCAGAUUCUAUGGGAUUUCCUGAAGUACAGUACAUGUUUAUACAUAUAAAUGUGUGUGUGUGUGUGUGUGUGUGUGUGUGUGUGUCUGACUUAGAAAGCAAAAAGAAACUAAAGGGAAACAAGGGUGGACAACACAGAUGAACCAAGUCGUAAUUAAAAAGACAAAAAGAGAGAGAUUUAACUCCACUUUCUUGUUCUUUUAUUUAUUUUUUGCACCUUCUUUCCUCUCAGUGGUUCCUUCUAAAGUCUAACGAUUUUAGUUUUUUUUGUUAGGUUCGAUCACGUGUUCGGUUAGUUUGCUUUGGUCCGCACCAGAGUGGAAAAGUUGACGUUGUCCCUUUUGGUUCGUUUUAAGUUCACACCAGCCAAUUACGAGCCAACCUGGUCUUGUAAACAAGAGUCACAUGGACUCACAAGGAGCUUAUUUAUUGGACAGAGGUUUGGCAACCUGUCGUCCUGCCAGGUCAGAGAGGGUUUAACUCCCACACCGCUAACCUCGCCAUAUAUCACAGCAAUUUACCUCCUUUGGAGUUUGAAAGUCAGUUAACAACAUAUUAAAAAAAAUCAGAAUUGGAGCAUCAGUCAAGAUUUUUAGUCCAGGAUCCAGUUAGUUCUGCUCCACUUUCCAAACUUGCCCGCUAUCAGAUGUCAACAUUUGUCUCCUUGUGCUCGUAAAAUCUUUUAUUUUGAGUUGUUUCCCGCAGAGUUUAGAUUACAUUUUCGCUCCUAUGAAACCACUGUGAAUUUUGCUUGGACGGUUCACAAAAACUGAAUGAAAAGACAUGUAUUUAUUUGCAGAACACACAAAAAAAACGUCCCAAGUAGAUACAUUCUAACUCAGAUGAAUUGGAUCAAGUGCUUCUUGGUUAUUUUCAAGGAUUAAGAGUAUCGCUAAACUGGUCUAAGUUGACUUAACGCACUAUUUGGCUUCUCUAUUUGAGUGUAAGCAAUUCUUACUAGUGGUCCAGUGGCCAAAUUACAGAAACUUCCUAUUUUAAGUUAAAUUCAAUUCAAUUUAAGUCCUUACUCUAAUUACCAUGGUUAACAGAUAAGAGGCACACUGUGAACCUUGCCACCACUGCUCACUGGAUCCGGUUGUGCUGCGGCUGCUGGAGAUCUUCUACCAUUCCAGUUGGUGUGGCAAUGUACCGGCUCUUGUCGACAUUCUGCUAUCUUCAUGUGCUGGGUCUGUUUUCUUUUCUCCAGAGCAGCAUGUGUCUCUGGAGCAUGAAAUUCAUAUUCAAAAUAACAGAUCACAUACAGUUAGAAAGGUUGUCAAGUUGAAGUGCAGCCACAAGGCAUCUGUUACCACAUCUAGAGCUGCAAAUGUGUAUUUAUGCUUGUAAAACAAGAAAGAAGCGCUGAAGUGCUGACGAAAAGAGACUCAACUGGAACGUGCCACAGCCGAAUCCAUUGGACAUUGGCCGUUAAAUACACCAAAGCUGGUUGUCUGUGAGACACUAAAAUUCACUGUAAGUUCUUGUGGGAAGUGUUUCAUAGCUGCCUUUAGGACUCAUCCAAGUCCUGCUUUCAUUCUAAUAUCAGUUAAAAAAAAAAGUAGGCCUAUUUGUUAUUUUAUGUAUUCAGCUGGCAUCUUGUGCUUCAGGUUACCUUUCUGUGUGGUUCUUCUAGCUGUUUACGUUAAAAGAAAUUACCUUUAAGUUUUGAAGAAUGAAUGUUACCACCUGCUUUUGUCUAAUACCUGCUGAAAAGGUGUCUUCAUACACAAGGCGAAGAAAACUUCCCAGGUUUCUUAGAUGAAACAAAUUGAUGCUAAUAGGUGACAGUUUGACUUGGAGAUGAAUCAGUGAAACAUUUAACGAUAAAUACCAAAUAGGCUAGUCAUAUAGACCAUGCUUGUUGUCUUCAGGCUAAAUAUGUAAAUACGAUCAAAUUUCUGCAAAAAAAAAAAAUUCCCAGUGCUUUGAGUCUGAAUGCUUCUGAUGCCUGUUAAGACUGUUUUGUGUUAGUAUAUCAAAAUAGUUUUAUAUAUUUGAAAGAGCUUUAAACAUCCUGCUGAUGUAAAUCUACAGGCCUCAAAAUGGAAAAAGCUUUAUUUAGACAAUCCUGUUGUCAGUUGCUGUUUUCAGUGAUUGUUUUAGUUAUUUUCCAAAAAUGCCUUAGUACUGCAAAUUUGUCUGUAAAACACUGACUCUGACUCUGUUUUUGCCCGAUGUUAUUGCUGUAAGUAAAUGUGACGUGCCUUUAGCUUUGCCGCCUGGACAUACAGUAACACUUGCUGCUGCUGAAAUGUUGACUAGUGCCUCAGCAUGAAACUAUACAGAGAUCAGUUGGGUAUUUUAUAUUCCAGUUGCCUUUAUAAAGCUUAAAGCACUGUUGCUGUGGAAGUAAAGGCAAAUAUUACUUUAAUGUUUAAAUGUUUUAAAUGGUAACUGAAUUAAAUGGGAAAAAUCUACUGCUGCACCGAUCUCUGAUAGGUUGAAACUUUUAGCCAACUUUCACUUCUGGCCACACCCCAAUCAGUGAUGUCACAACACAUUUUCCAUCAGCUGCAGAGGGCAAAGUACCUGCUGUGACAUCACUGAUAGGGGUGUGGCCAGAAGUGAAACUCAGAGUUCCGUUCAGAAUAUGUUUCUUUCCAUUAUCUUGUGUUAAAAGUGAAAUACUCUGCACUACGCUUCAGCUUUAAACACAAGCAUCCUUCUGCUGUUGACUGUAAUAAACUCCCGAUGCCAUGAAACUGCACUAAACAAAACAUGUAGGGACACAUGUCUUGGUGAAACUGGUUUUAAAUCCAGUAAAUGGUGGUUGAUCAUGACUGCCAGUAUUGGUGAUAUUUUCUGGGAGGCACAGACUGAAUGUAUUCUAAACACAAUGUGUAUUUGACUUCUUAUCUACAAAGAGCAAUACUGUGUGCACUGCAUUAUGUGUAUUAUCAAUAAAACUGCAUUUCUGAUUAGCAAA
Molecule: messenger RNA, 11656 nt
Organism: Dicentrarchus labrax (European seabass)
Lineage: Eukaryota; Metazoa; Chordata; Actinopteri; Moronidae
Gene: dysf
Product: dysferlin, limb girdle muscular dystrophy 2B (autosomal recessive)
Exons: 57
Coding region: 451-6840 (2129 amino acids)
Biological process (GO): monocyte activation involved in immune response; macrophage activation involved in immune response; plasma membrane repair
Cellular component (GO): T-tubule; membrane; cytoplasmic vesicle
Molecular function (GO): calcium ion binding; calcium-dependent phospholipid binding
Source: RefSeq, a predicted model, not a curated record